This is a messenger RNA of Sclerotinia sclerotiorum 1980 UF-70, 879 nucleotides long. RefSeq lists its product as hypothetical. The coding region runs from base 1 to 879 and encodes 292 amino acids. The transcript has 2 exons. Gene Ontology annotation, biological process: L-proline biosynthetic process. The record is from RefSeq and is a predicted model, not a curated record. Gene Ontology annotation, molecular function: pyrroline-5-carboxylate reductase activity. Lineage: Eukaryota; Fungi; Ascomycota; Leotiomycetes; Helotiales; Sclerotiniaceae.
AUGAGCUGUAGCCUUGGAACUGCUCUCUUGUGCGGAAUACUGACCAGCAUCGAAGAGAGCAAGAAAUCCAACUUAGCUCGUCCGGAUUUAGAUCAAUCCCAUGUCCCAAGCAAUUUCAUAGCUUGUGUCCGGAGCGCCCCUUCUGCUGCACGCUUGGAAUGUGCACUUUCUGCUUUUGACACAGAAGUAGCAAUCUACCAUGGCGAUCAACGUGCUCCUCUUCACGAAGCCGAUGUGAUAGUCCUAGCUUGUCAGCCCGGUGAUAUACGGAGUUGUCUAGCCACCACCAUCAUCAGAUCCCAGCUACAAGACAAGGUCCUCGUUAGUCUACUUGCGGGCGUCACAAUUCCAGAUAUCGAAUCCGUACUCCAGUCUGUAGGGGGUAAAAGCUACUAUCCCGCCACAAUUGCUCGAGCAAUGCCAAAUACUGCGUCAUUUGUCCGUGAGUCAAUCACUGUCAUCGAAGCCCCAGAAGCAACGUCAGCCCGCCAUUUAGUUGCAAUUGACUGGCUGUUUGAAUCGAUCGGCAAGGUUAAACACAUUUCCGCUUCCAAUUUCGAUACAUGCACAGCAUUGGGUGCAUCAACUCCUGCGUUCUUCGCGGUUAUUCUCGAUGCUUUGAUUGACGGCGCUGUCACACUGGGGCUGACCAGAAAGGAUGCUACGUUCAUGGCAGCACAAUCUAUGAAAGGAUGUGCGGCGUUGGUGCUGGCCGGAGAACAUCCAGCUUCUGUGAAGGAGAACAUUACCACUCCAGGCGGCUCGACUAUCAGGGGCGUACUAGCGCUUGAACAAGGAAAUGUGAGAGCUGUCGUGGCAGGUGCUCUGAUUAAGUGCAAAGAAGCCGCAGAAGGAUUAGGAACUCAGGCGAGGAAUUAG